Molecule: messenger RNA, 3294 nt
Organism: Salvelinus namaycush (lake trout)
Lineage: Eukaryota; Metazoa; Chordata; Actinopteri; Salmoniformes; Salmonidae
Product: extracellular calcium-sensing receptor-like
Exons: 8
Biological process (GO): G protein-coupled receptor signaling pathway
Cellular component (GO): membrane
Molecular function (GO): G protein-coupled receptor activity
Source: RefSeq, a predicted model, not a curated record
AUGCUGAAGGAAACAGGUACAAAAUGAUCUAUAUCCACAGUAAAACGAGUCCUAUAUCUUCAUAACCUGAAAGGCGUUACUCGGUUAUGUAUAGAGCUCUACCACUCAGCUGAAGUCCUGGAGCUCUACUACACAGCUGAAGCCCUAGAUUUCUACCACUCAGCUGAAGCCCUAGAUUUCUACCACACAGCUGAAGUCCUGGAGCUCUACCACACAGCUGAAGUCCUGGAGCUCUACCACACAGCUGAAGUCCUGGAGCUCUACCACUCAGCUGAAUCCCUGGAGCUCUACCACUCAGCUGAAUCCCUGGAGCUCUACCACUCAGCUGAAGUCCUGGAGCUCUACCACUCAGCUGAAUCCCUGGAGCUCUACCACUCAGCUGAAUCCCUGGAGCUCUACCACUCAGCUGAAUCCCUGGAGCUCUACCACUCAGCUGAGUCUCUGGAGCUCUACCACUCAGCUGAGUCUCUGGAGCUCUACCACUCAGCUGAGUCCCUGGAGCUCUACCACUCAGCUGAAUCCCUGGAGCUCUACCACUCAGCUGAGUCUCUGGAGCUCUACCACUCAGCUGAGUCUCUGGAGCUCUACCACUCAGCUGAGUCCCUGGAGCUCUACCACUCAGCUGAAUCCCUGGAGCUCUACCACUCAGCUGAGUCCCUGGAGCUCUACCACUCAGCUGAGUCCCUGGAGCUCUACCACUCAGCUGAAUCCCUGGAGCUCUACCACUCAGCUGAAUCCCUGGAGCUCUACCACUCAGCUGAGUCCCUGGAGCUCUACCACUAUGCUGAAUCCCUGUUAUCCUUGGUGGGGUUGUUAGGAGUCUUUGGGGCAGAGGGAACGGAGGCUGUCUGUGGGAUGCUGGGGAGCCCAGAGUUCCCUCUGCUGUCCAAGGAAGGAGACGUGACUAUAGGAGGAGCCUUUUCCAUCCACAGCAAAACCACACAGCCCCCACUCUCCUUCACAGAACCACCACCCUCUCUCACCUGCUCCAGUGUAAACCUCAGAGAGUUCCGGUUUGCUCAGACCAUGAUCUUCGCCAUCGAGGAGAUCAACAGCAGUGACACUCUGCUUCCGAAUGUCUCUAUUGGAUAUCGUAUUUAUGACAACUGUGGCUCGACUCUGUACUCUAUGCGUGCGGCCAUGGCCCUGAUGAACGGUCAGGAGAGGACGGUGGGAAAGACCUGCUUUGGCCAAACAGCAGUUCACGCCAUCAUCGGAGAGUCAGAGUCCUCCUCCACUAUAGUGAUGUCACGCACCACCGGUCCAUUCCAAAUACCUGUGAUCAGCCACUCUGCCACAUGUGAGUGCCUUAGCAGCAGGAAGGAGUACCCUUCUUUCUUCCGAACCAUCGCCAGUGACUUCUAUCAGAGCAGAGCCCUGGCCCAGCUGGUCAAGUACUUCGGCUGGAGCUGGGUGGGAGCGGUCAACAGUGAUAGUGACUAUGGCAACAGCGGCAUGGCUAUCUUCCUGGCUUCAGCCCAGGAGGAGGGUGUCUGUGUGGAAUACUCAGAGAAGUUCAGCCGGACGGAGCCAGAGAAGCUGUUAAAGGUUGUUAAUGUGAUCCGAGGUGGGAAGGCCAAGGUGAUCGUAGGCUUUCUGGCCCACGUGGAGAUGAACAACCUGCUGGAGGAGCUCAGUCUGCAGAACAUCACCGGCCUACAGUUUAUUGGUGUGGAGGCCUGGAUCACUGCAGACAGCCUGGUCACCCCUACUAGCUACAGUGUGCUGGGGGGUUCACUGGGGUUCGCUGUCCAGAAGGCCAACAUCAGCGGCUUCUCUGACUUUGUGAUAAAGCAGUUCUGGGACACGGCAUUUCAAUGCACAGAGACAAGCCACCAGGAGAAUGCAACAGUGAGUAGUCCUUGUAGUGAGAAUCAGGAUCUGAUAGAGCUGAGAGAUUAUAAUGCAGACGUGGAAGAGCUCAGAUACUCUAGUAAUAUCUAUAAAGCCAUAUAUGCAGUGGCCCACUCCAUGCACAGCUUGCUGAAGUGCAAAGAGGGACGCGGAUGUGAUCAAAAUGUGAGAACUGAACCUUGGCAGGUAGUGGAGUCUCUGAAGCAGGUGAAUUUCACCAUAAAGACAGGGGACCAGGUGUGGUUUGACAGUACAGGUGCUGCAGCAGCCAAGUACGAGGUGGUGAACUGGCAGCGUGGGCCAGACGGAGGGGUCCAGUUUAAACCAGUGGGCUACUAUGAUGCCUCCCUACCCCUUGGACAACAGUUUGUCCUCAGGACAGAGGACAUAAUUUGGGCUGGGGGGCUCCAACAGAUGCCCUUGUCAGUGUGUAGUGAGAGCUGUCCCCCAGGCACUCGUAAGGCUGUACAGAAAGGAAAGCCUGUAUGCUGUUAUGACUGUGUCCCAUGUUCAGAGGGAGAGAUCAGCAACGCUACAGAUUCUAAUGGCUGCAUACACUGCCCUGAUGUGUACUGGUCCAAUCUUGGCAGAGACAAAUGUAUAUUUAAAGCUAUUGAGUUCCUGACGUUUACUGAGGUCAUGGGGAUUGUACUUAUGCUUUUCUCCUUGUUUGGAGUGUUUCUAACUGUGCUUGUGGCUAUUCUCUACUUGAUAAAGAAAGACACUCCCAUCGUCAGGGCCAACAACUCUGAGCUGAGCUUCCUGCUUCUCUUCUCCUUGACUCUGUGUUUUCUGUGCUCUCUUACUUUCAUUGGCCGGCCCUCUGAGUGGUCCUGUAUGCUGCGUCACACAGCGUUUGGGAUCACCUUCGUCCUCUGCAUCUCUUGUGUUCUGGGGAAAACAAUAGUGGUGUUGAUGGCCUUCAGGGCUACACUUCCAGCCAGUAAUGUCAUGAAAUGGUUUGGUCCUCCACAGCAGAGACUCAGUGUUCUGGCUUUCACUCUCAUACAGGUCCUGAUCUGUGCUCUUUGGUUAACAGUCUCCCCUCCUUUCCCCUACAAUAAUAUGAAAACCUACAAGGAAAAGAUCAUUCUAGAGUGUGAUGUGGGUUCAGCUAUUGGUUUCUGGGCUGUGUUGGGCUAUAUAGGACUGCUCUCUCUCUUGUGCUUUGUGCUGGCUUUUCUGGCUCGGAAGCUGCCUGAUAACUUCAAUGAGGCCAAAUUCAUCACCUUCAGCAUGCUCAUAUUCUGUGCAGUCUGGAUCACCUUUAUCCCAGCUUAUGUCAGCUCUCCUGGGAAGUUCACUGUAGCUGUGGAGAUCUUUGCUAUUCUGGCCUCUAGUUAUGGAAUGCUCUUCUGUAUAUUUGCACCUAAAUGUUAUAUAAUCCUGUUUAAACCUGAGCUAAAUACCAAGAAACACAUGAUGGGGAAUAUGAAAUGA